Dioszegia hungarica is the source of this 663-nucleotide messenger RNA. RefSeq lists its product as uncharacterized. The record is from RefSeq and is a predicted model, not a curated record. Lineage: Eukaryota; Fungi; Basidiomycota; Tremellomycetes; Tremellales; Bulleribasidiaceae. The transcript has 4 exons. Bases 1 to 663 code for a protein of 220 amino acids.
AUGGACGAGAGCACUCCCCGCAACAAGAGAUACCGCUCAGCUUCCAUCUCGUCGGCCUCCUCGGCAGGCACUUCGAGCUCUGUCCACUCCGCAUCAGGCGGUCUCUCACCCCCGCCCAAGUUUCACAGACCAUCAACCUCCGCUUCCGACUCGGCGUACACCUGCCACCUCCCUCCGACAUGCAACAAGCCCGACUCCUCAACAUCACACACCUCGCAGUCGGAGCUGGAGCGACAUCAACUUCAAUUCCACAACCACAUCUGCCGCGUGCCUAUCCGGGACUACACCCCGGGCGCCUCCAGACGACCAUAUACGCGCUCCGAAGCUCGGAGCGAGGCCGAGGGAAGCGCCCUGCCAGAUGGAUUCGUUAGCGGAGGUGGAAGGGGGCGGAUGAAGGAGUGCGGGAAGGUGUUUCCAGACGAGCGGUUUCUGGAGCUUCAUCAGACGGAAGUACAUGAUAUGAUGGCGAGAGAGAAGCAGGCAAAUGGGAGCAAGAUUUUCGAAUGCUUCAUACCUGCGCCGCAGUGCGGCCGGAAGUUCAAGACACCAGCUACCAGGCGGAGUCAUCUGAAAGCCAAGCAUCAGUAUCCGAACGAGUACUUCUUCUCAAUCACCAACCACGGUGUACGGUCCCUGACCACCUUUCUUGAUGCUAGGUCUUAG